Messenger RNA from Phytophthora nicotianae INRA-310, 1662 nucleotides. RefSeq lists its product as hypothetical. The record is from RefSeq and is a predicted model, not a curated record. The coding region runs from base 1 to 1662 and encodes 553 amino acids. Gene Ontology annotation, molecular function: transmembrane transporter activity. Gene Ontology annotation, biological process: transmembrane transport. Gene Ontology annotation, cellular component: membrane. NCBI's taxonomy places the organism in Eukaryota, Oomycota, Peronosporomycetes, Peronosporales, Peronosporaceae. The transcript has a single exon.
AUGGCGACUCCUACGUCGCGGCCGUCGAGCAUCGUUAUCGACGACGCCAAUGGUCCUUUCGAGGUACCUACGUCCCCGGUCGCAGCUAUGGAGGACCUCUCGCUGUCCCCCACGCUUCAACGCGAAGAAGAGGACAACGCCGACUACGACUUGGCGUCUGCCUCGAAGCUCAUCCCGCUGUCCAUGACGGACUCAGCCAGUGGCGAUCGCCCGUUGCCGUCGCUGCACUCACCGCUUAUGUUCCGGGACGUGCCAUUCGCAGGUUUAUUCGUGCUGCAUCUGAUUCUGAUGCUGCUGGCCACUGGAAGUAUCCGCACGGACGGCGAGCGUGAGGAACUCGAAGAGGAACGCCGCGAAGUCGUGAGCGGUUUGAAGGACUCGCAGGACGACUCGAGCGUGGGACAGGAUGACGCAGACGUGGGCGUGGCGCUACGCUCGCUCUGUGUGGUGAACGUAUUGUUCGCUCUGGGCUGGCUGCUGCUAUUUAUUUUCUACUCCAAGCUGCGCUUCGUGCAGGGCUCGUGUAUCUUCUCCAUGGCUGGACUGUCGGCUCUGGCGGUCAUGCUUUUCCUGCUCGAGUCCAGUAAUGGUAUGUUCUGGGGUAUCAUGUGCACGGGCGUCGUGGUAAUGGACCUGGUGUGGUACGUACGCUCGAACCACGGCCUGGACUUCGUGGCAGUCUUCUUCGAGUUGGUCGUCGAGUUCUUGAUGACCCACUCGGCUCUUGGAUACGCUACAUGUGUCGUACUUGUGGCCUACACUGUAUGGGCCAGCUGGAUCUGCACGACGAUCGGAUAUGUUGGACGAGAGGUGUCACCCUGGAGCUUCUCGAUGAUCUACCUGGUCUUCCACUUCUACUGGAUGUCCAAUGUGUUUAAGAACAUCAUAACGAUUGUGGCUUCCGGCACGACUAUGAUCUGGUACUACCGCAAUGAAUCGACUGAGAUCUCGCCAGACAUUCGCGACAACAUCUCGGACGAUGCCUCUAAUGGCGACGGCAAUGACCAAACACAGCAAGACACAAGCACCGAUUAUCUUGACCGGAAAGUAGUGCUGCACUACGCACGCUGCGCCAUGUCGAGUUCAUUUGGCUCCAUUUGCAUCGGUUCUUUGUUGUGUCCACUGGCACAUCUCGUGUGGAAUGCUCUGCGCUGGGCUCGACGAGACGAAUCGAUUCUCUCGCGACGAUUUAUGUCGCUGCGUUCGGAGCGAGUGGAGCACUUCAUCCGCACGUAUCACAAGUAUGCUUUUGUGCACAUUGCCGGCUACAACAAGCCUUAUUACGUGGCAGCACACGACGCCUGGAAGCUGAUCGAGCAUCACGGCGUGGAAGCAAUUGUGGACGACGAUCUGACCAGCCGCAUCCUGCUGUUUGGCGGCAAUGGCUGGGCUGGCGUCAUGAGCGCGUUGACAGCGUCGGCUCUGGCUGGUGCAUCGUCCCACGCGACGUUCUUCACGUUGGUGGCCUUCACGCUUUGCUACACGACCAUCUCAUUGGCCACACAAGUGAUUGCGGCGGUCAUUAAGACGCUGUUCGUAUGCUUCGCCGAGAACCCGGGACGACUGAGCCAGCUACACCCGCUCAUCUACCACCGCUUCGUGCGACUCGCCGAGCUGAAGAGCUUCCGUGAUCACAAGGCACCUGCCACCACACGCGCGUAG